Bicyclus anynana (squinting bush brown) is the source of this 2417-nucleotide messenger RNA. RefSeq names its product prostaglandin E2 receptor EP3 subtype. Bases 570 to 1781 code for a protein of 403 amino acids. NCBI's taxonomy places the organism in Eukaryota, Metazoa, Arthropoda, Insecta, Lepidoptera, Nymphalidae. The record is from RefSeq and is a predicted model, not a curated record. Gene Ontology annotation, biological process: adenylate cyclase-activating G protein-coupled receptor signaling pathway; inflammatory response; positive regulation of cytosolic calcium ion concentration. Gene Ontology annotation, molecular function: G protein-coupled receptor activity. Gene Ontology annotation, cellular component: plasma membrane. The transcript is spliced from 7 exons.
CAGUAAAGUAAACAGUCCACUCGGAAUUCGACAGCCGUGCGCGCGUGCUCUGCGUACUCUCGUAGCCGGGCGACUCGCGAAACAUUCGCGACUUUGUGAAAAAAUAUCGCACCAACGAUAAACAUUAUUCAUUUAAUUGUUAUAUGAAAACUAUUGUUUUUUGUUUACUUUAAUAAUAGUCGUUGUCAAGGAAUUUGCGAAUAUUUGUAUUUUUUUGGAAAACUUGUCGGGCACAUGUAAAUUCACAGCUUCCUGAAGUUACUACAGAACUUAUAGUGUUGUGUGAAGGUUUUCUAGUUGGAUCCGCAAAAUAUAUCGCUGUUUAUAUUUUGGUGUGAUCCCGCAACGAUAUAAACGAGUACUAUACUAGUAAGAAAGAGGCACCAACUUACGGAAUUUUAUAGCAGAAAGAAACUUUAGCAUCUCCAAUUUAAUAGUACCUAAUUAGUUAGUAUCAUUCAUUACCAUUACCAACUAGAACAGUUCACCAAUCAAAGAUUUACAGACGCUCAAUGUUACACCAAACCCCAUGGAAUACCUCUUACUGAAGAGAUACGAAAGCUAACACGAUGUAUAACACGUACACCGCCAUGGAUACCACAGAGUUGUACAAUUUCAACUCAACACUGAGCGACGUGUGGAACACGACGAUGCCUCUCAUAGUAAACGAAACGCUCGCCUCAGGCCACGGGACUGGUGCCCACCACUCCAAAAUGGAGGCGGUGAUGAAGAUAUUGCUGAAGAUAGCGUACGCGCUGGGCAUCGUGGGCAACGCUGCGGCGAUAGUGGCGCUGCGGCGCGGCGAGCGGCGCGUGAGGAACAGAAAGCAUCUGCUGCUGCUCACGUCCCUGGCUGCGAACGAUCUGGUCGCUCUGGUGGGCAUGAUGUGCGCGAUGGUGGCGUCGGAGCAGUGGGUGGACGCGGCCGCGUCGCGCUGGCACUGCUGCGCGCGCGUCGCGCUGCGCGUGUUCGGCGUGGGCAGCGUGUGCAUCGCCGUCACCAUGGCGCUGGAACGGUACCUGGCGCUCACCAGGCCCUUCCUCUACCAGAAGCAAGUGACGUACUACAUGAUCCGCACGGCGCUGCUGGUGUCGUGGCUGUGGGCGGCGGCGCUCACGUGCGCGCCCAUGCUGGGCCUGGGGCUGUACUACGACGCUGACAACCACAAGUGCAAGCGCUACCGAGAAGCUACGCACGGCGUCGACUUCGCCUACGCCGUCUUCUAUGUCAUGUUCGGCACCCUGCUGUGCGCGGUGCUGGUGUACUGCAACCUGGCCGUGAUCCGCGCGCUGUACGCCAUCAGCGCGCCGCGCGCCAGCGGCCCGCCCGCCGUGCGCCGCGUGUCGCGCAGCAGCUGUCGCCAGCGCUCCGCCGCGCACCACAACGCCGCCACGGCCGAGGAGGUGGCCUUCAGCCGGCUCAUGGCCAUGCUCUCCGUGCUCUUCAUGGUCUGCUGGCUGCCGCAGAUGGUGACGUCAGUACUAUACCUGUCAAUGGAGGAGACCAAAUGGAUGAAAAAGCUGUCCAUGCUGUCCGACGCACUGAUGCUGCUCAACUACGUACUGGACCCCGUGCUGUACGUGCUGAUGCGACAGAAGCAUGCGUCCGUCGCGUCGCUGUGCCACUCCAUCGCGCACUGCUUCAAGCGGAAUCACAAAACGUCAACGGACUCCAUGAAGACGUCGUGUUGCCCACAAGAGACCGUGGUGCUGAGCGACAGCUCCGGCGCGGAGAUGCGGCCCCUGCGCGCGCCCGUCUGCGCCCUCCGCAUGGACGACUGACAGGCGACGCGCGACGCGACUGGCGCAGAAACACGCGACCGACGCAGACCAAAGCACACGCAAGAUAUUACACCUGUGUUCAUAGAAAUCUCAAAAACAAGGCAAAGUUCAAGCCGCAGUAGGGCCACGGUCGUAGGGCUGGACUUCAACAAAAGUGGUCUUGAGAGCGAUCCCUGCCGUUUGAGUCAUUGUCUUUCCCACUUCUAACGAUUCUUUACGAUUUAUUGGACGGAAAGUAGAACAUUAGUAAACUUUAAAGACACGGCUUUAUCAGACAUAUAUAUAAAUGACGUGUUUCUAUGAAGUAAAGAGACCAGUGUCUCUUGAGGCACUUGCGUGACGAGAGCGAAUACUAUGCGUAGUGUCUGGUAGGUACAUUUCUUUAUUUAAAAGGAUAUUAUUGAAUGUAAGACGCAAUGCACUUGAAAAUUCCAAUUAAAACAGUGAUAUAGAUACAUAAAAAUUACGUUUAUCUUGAAUUCUAUACAUGAACAACGAACAUGUUACCGGCAAGCAGUGUGCACAACAAGGUACACUAUCGCCUUUUUUUUGAGAUUUGUACGAGUAUGUAACUCUUGUUGAUACUUGGUAUCUAUUAGUGUAACAUAUCAAAUAUAUACCACCAUAUACCUCCCA